GACGUGGAAGAUCGGCGAUUAGUCGAAGGACGUUUUAGCUGCUCGAUGGCGGACUUGGGGUCUUUUUAAGCAGCUUCGCUGUGGACACAUAACGGACUUAGUGGACAAACAGCCGUCACAAUGAAAAAGAACCACUUACCGACUCGGGGUCCACACGAGCCGGAGUGGCAGCCUGGCCAGCCUGAGAAAGUGGGCUGGGUCAGAAAGUUUUGUGGCAAAGGAAUCUUCAGAGAGAUCUGGAAGAACCGCUUCAUAGUGCUGAAGGGGGAUCAACUAAUCAUCUGCGAGAAGGAGGGGAAGGAAGUGGCUGAUGAGGUUUUGGACCUGUGUGAUUUUGAGCGCUGUGAGGAAAUGAGGAACAACAAAAGUCGAAGCAAGAAGAACCACAGUAAGUUCCGACUUCAGCGCUGCUCGCCAGGGAAUGAGGUUCCUAAUGUCCUCUUCCUGGCAGUGAGUCCAGAAGACAAAGAGUCCUGGAUCGGUGUGCUCAAUGUUGCCAUCACUCGAGCCAAGAACCGAAUCCUGGAUGAGGUGACAGUAGAAGAAGCUUACCUGUGUCACCUGACCCGAGACCGAGCAAAGAUUCCUCACAACCGGCGUCUACCAACCAGAGGUCACCUGCUUGCUGUGGCAUCCUCCUCAGAUGGAAUGAUGACUUUAGACCUAAUUCAGGAGGAGGACAUUUCGGCACCACCUGACAACUGCGACGGCUGUCGGGUCAACACAGAAAAAUCCCAGUCACCCUCAAACUGUCACCGGUCCAGAACUGAAGGAGCUGUCUUCAGCAGGACUGCCAAUGCCUCUGGGAAGUCACAAAGUCUUCCUCGGGAGGGGGCAGUGGCCUGGGAGCAAAUGGAUACCAGCUGGACAUCUGGGUCGGCAACAGAUAAGAAUCGUUGCGCCUCCAUGGACGAGAUCCUGGGCCAUUCGGAGAAAAACCGGACUACGUUGACACCUCACCCAAGUGCCGCGGCUCCAAUCAGCCGCCUGCAGGAGCUAAUCAGCUUCAAACUGGCACAGACGGAGCAGCUCCUUUUGGUGACACGGGACCGACCAGAAGGCGAGGCCGGGAAGGCAGAGGAGAUGACAGCAAAAGCAGAGAGACUCCUUAAGGAGGCAGUGGAAGCCCUAGACCAGGCUCAUGAGGUGCUGGAGGAGGUGAAGGAGCUCAGGGAACUGUACCGACAACUGGACAGCUCAGCACUAAACAGAGUCAGAGGAACAGAACCUGAACAAGCAGCAUUCAAAACCUGAACUAGAUGUUUUUUUUGGACAAAUUUGUUGCACUUUUUGCACCCGUAUGGAAAAAUGUUAAGACUUGGUGGAAAACAGGUCCUCACAGGUCGGCAUCAGCCUGAACCUGACGCAUCCAGCUCGCCGUGUUUUCAUGUGCCAUGAAGACACGGUCACCUGGUUUGAUCGUUUGUCUGUCAUGUCGGUGGGGUCAAUAAAGGUCAAAAUAUUGUUAUACUAAGCUAAUGAAGAUUCAACUGUGAAUGUUAGCACUACAAGGCUUAACGGUCAAAGGAGCGUUGAAUAGUUUUAUAAUA
This is a messenger RNA of Doryrhamphus excisus (bluestripe pipefish), 1550 nucleotides long. It is a transcript of the gene plekho1b, whose product is annotated as pleckstrin homology domain containing, family O member 1b. Gene Ontology annotation, cellular component: ruffle membrane; muscle cell projection membrane. NCBI's taxonomy places the organism in Eukaryota, Metazoa, Chordata, Actinopteri, Syngnathiformes, Syngnathidae. The record is from RefSeq and is a predicted model, not a curated record. Gene Ontology annotation, biological process: regulation of myoblast fusion.